UUUGCGCUGCUGGAGUUUGAAAGGAGCGAGUGGAGCUAAUAUGUGUCUCAGAGUUUAGGAUAAGAGAUAUGCGCCAUAGUUGAAGCGUGAAUAAGGAAGGGUCCGCGUGCCAUGGCUGGCAUCACCUCCGUCCCCUUCAAACUCUUUCACUACCACGCCACACCUUCUCCUCUCUUCACUUCUUCUCAUUCCAAAGUCUUCGGCCUUUCCCUCUCUAAUCCCAAUUCCCUCAAAUACGAUCCUUCUCUCUCCACCUCUCUCUUCUACGUAACCGCACGCUACGGCGGUGGCGGCGGCGGCGGCUCUCGCUCCUUCGGCUCCGGCGACCCCCGGAGACGCCAGCCCGAAACCGAUGACGACCAAGCUCUCGACCUCUCCACUCUCAGGUCAGAUACCGUGAGGCUUAUUGAUCAGAACCAGAACAUGGUUGGAGUAAUGUCAAUUGACGACGCCAUUCAAAUGGCUGAAGAUGUCGAACUUGAUUUGGUAAUAUUAUCCCCGGAAGCAGAUCCUCCUGUUGUUAGAAUAAUGAAUUACAGCAAAUAUCGAUACGAACAACAGAAGAAGAAAAGAGGACAACAGAAGAAAAGUGCUGCUAGUCGGAUGGAUUUGAAGGAGCUCAAAAUGGGUUACAACAUAGAUGAGCAUGAUUAUUCAGUGCGUUUGAGAGCUGCACGGAAAUUUUUGAAAGAUGGUGACAAGGUUAAGGUCAUAGUAAACCUUAAGGGUCGUGAAAAUGAAUUCAGGAAUAUUGCUAUUGAGCUUAUUACACGUUUUCAGAAUGAUGUUGGGGAGGCUGGACUAGAGGAGGCAAAAAACUUCCGUGACAGAAAUAUCUUCAUAAUUUUGGUACCAAACAAAGCUGCUGUACAGAAAACUCAGGAACCACCAAAGAAAAAAGAUAAGUCCGCUAAAGAUGAAGUCUCCGCCAGUGUCCAAGCGUAACCGAAAACUUCCAAGCUAGUUUCUAAUUGUAGAAUGAAUUGAGUAACUUAUUGGUCUGAGUUGUAUGAUUUAUAAUUCAUGUGCAAUAAUAUCAUAUAAAUUCUCGAGGAUUUUAAUUAUAGAGGCAGCCUUGGCUUUUCGA
Molecule: messenger RNA, 1087 nt
Organism: Vigna unguiculata (cowpea)
Lineage: Eukaryota; Viridiplantae; Streptophyta; Magnoliopsida; Fabales; Fabaceae
Product: Translation initiation factor 3 protein
Biological process (GO): ribosome disassembly; translational initiation
Molecular function (GO): ribosome binding; translation initiation factor activity
Source: RefSeq, a predicted model, not a curated record